CUCUCGGGGAGGGCCAGUCCCCAGGUCUAAGCAAGCAUCCUGGUGGUCUCCUGCGGUCUUCCACUCCCGCAGCGCCUGCAGGUGGGGGUUGGGGCAGCGGAGAGCGCAGGCGCAGUGCCCCCGUCUGGCGCCCCUCUCCUUGCUGGCCGCCCCUGGCAGUCCAGGCUGCAGUGGUCCCCGCCGAGCGCGCGGCGGCCUCAGCUGGCUAGGGAGGCCAGACCAGGAGCGCGGGAGUCCGCUAGUGCCCCCGGCGCACCGGCCUAGCCGCGACUCGCAGAGUGGAGUUUGAGGAUUCUGGCUUGGUGCUCACACAGAUAAACAGCAGGAAGAACAGAGCAGAUGGGAACAGGUGGUGCAUGCAGUGUUUCAGGGCUCUGAGAACACACUACUGCUCCUGGGGAUUUGUUAUCUGAAGAGAUGGAUACUUCUCCAUCCAAAAAAUAUCCAAUUAAAAAACGGGUGAAAAUACAUCCCAACACAGUCAUGGUGAAAUAUACCUCUCAUUAUCCCCAACCUGGGGAUGAUGGGUAUGAAGAAAUCAACGAAGACUAUGGUAGGUUUAUGGAGGAAAACCCAAAGAGAAGUCUGCUGAGUGAGAUGAGAAGAAAAGGAAGAUCUCUGUUUGGAACCAUGGACACUCAGCCUCAGUCAUCAGAAGACCCAAGAGCCAGUGGCAUGGGACAGUUCCAGAGCUUUGCAGAAAAAAACAUUUUUCAGUCCCGAAAAAUGUGGCUAGUGCUGUUUGGGUCUGCUUUGGCGCACGGCUGUGUGGCUCUCAUCACGAGGCUCGUUUCCGACCGUUCUAAAGUUCCAUCCUUAGAACUGAUUUUUAUCCGGUCUGUCUUACAGGUCUUGUCCGUGAUAGUUGUGUGUUAUUACCAGGAAGCUCCCUUUGGGCCCAGCGGAUACAGAUUACGACUUUUCUUUUAUGGAGUAUGCAAUGUGAUUUCCAUCACCUGUGCUUAUACCUCCUUUUCAAUAGUUCCUCCGAGCAACGGGACCACGAUGUGGAGAGCCACCACCACCGUUUUCAGUGCCAUUUUAGCCUUUCUACUUGUAGAUGAGAAAAUGGCGUAUGUUGACAUGGCUACAGUGGUUUGCAGCAUCUUAGGUGUUUGUCUUGUCAUGAUCCCCAACAUUGCUGAUGAGGACAAUUCUCUGUUAAACGCCUGGAAGGAAGCCUUCGGGUAUACAAUGACUGUGAUGGCCGGGUUGACCACCGCGCUUUCUAUGAUAGUAUACAGAUCCAUCAGGGAGAAGAUCAGCAUGUGGACCGCACUGUUUACCUUCGGUUGGACUGGAACAAUCUGGGGAUUAUCUACUAUGUUUGUCCUUCAAGAGCCCAUCAUUCCUUUAGACGGAGCAACAUGGAGCUAUCUCAUUGCUAUAUGCGUCUGUUCUACUGCAGCGUUCUUAGGUGUUUAUUACGCUUUGGACAAAUUCCACCCAGCUUUGGUUAGCACAGUACAACAUCUGGAGAUUGUGGUAGCGAUGGUCUUACAGCUUCUAGUGUUACACAUAUUUCCUAGUGUUUAUGAUGUUUUUGGAGGGGUGAUCAUUAUGAUUAGUGUAUUUGUUCUUGCUGGCUAUAAACUUUACUGGAGGAAUGUAAGGAGGGAAGAUUAUCAGGAAAUACUGGACUCUCCCAUUAAGUGAAUACCUGGUUAUUAUCAUCUUGUUAAUGUCUAGUCAUUAACAUGCACACUGCCAUUUUAAUAUUUACCUGUAGAUGUCUUUUGUGUUAUAUUAUUGAUAUAGUGCUAUAUAGUAUAAAUAAUUAUGCGGAUGCAGAAAAAUAUACCAGUCUAAUAUAUUAAAGAAUAUUAAAUAGAUGAAAUAUGUCAUGAA
Messenger RNA from Mus caroli (Ryukyu mouse), 1848 nucleotides. It is a transcript of the gene Slc35g2, whose product is annotated as solute carrier family 35 member G2. Lineage: Eukaryota; Metazoa; Chordata; Mammalia; Rodentia; Muridae. The record is from RefSeq and is a predicted model, not a curated record. Gene Ontology annotation, cellular component: plasma membrane.